Punica granatum (pomegranate) is the source of this 1539-nucleotide messenger RNA. The record is from RefSeq and is a predicted model, not a curated record. NCBI's taxonomy places the organism in Eukaryota, Viridiplantae, Streptophyta, Magnoliopsida, Myrtales, Lythraceae.
AGCAUCCGAUCCCUUUUCUUUCUUCUUCAAUACUCCAAUCUCUCUCUCUCCGAGCGAAACGAGAUGGGUAGCAUCUUCUCCUACCUCAAGCAACGCACCCAAGUCUACACCUGGCAACACCCUGCGACGACCAAUUCCAGCCAGACCAGAGUGCCGUUGCCGCUGCCGUCCCAACGCACUAUGUCAAAGGAAGAGGUCCAGAAUCACAGGAGGAGUGCUACAAAGAAAAAAUACUCCUUCAUUGCCGACAACUUCACUUCCCUUGAUCAGGUUACUGCCGCCUUGAGAGAAGCGGGACUGGAGUCAUCUAAUCUCAUUGUCGGAAUUGAUUUUACGAAAAGCAAUGAGUGGACAGGCAAAGCUUCGUUUGGGAACCGGAGCUUACACACUAUUGGAAAUACCCCAAAUCCGUAUGAGAGCGCCAUCUCAGUCAUUGGCAAGACUUUGGCUCCAUUCGAUGAGGACAACUUAAUCCCGUGUUUUGGCUUCGGUGACGCCACAACCCACGAUCAAGAGGUCUUCAGCUUUCACAGUGAUCAUUCUCCUUGCCACGGAUUCGAAGAAGUUUUGACCUGCUACAGACGGAUCGUUCCGAAUUUGAGACUUGCAGGACCGACAUCAUACGGACCAGUGGUUGAGGCGGCAGUCGACAUUGUGGAGAGAAGUGGCGGGCAGUUUCAUGUAUUGGUCAUUAUUGCUGAUGGUCAGGUUACAAGGAGCGUUGAUACUCAGGAUGGGGAACUGAGUCCACAAGAAGAAAGGACGAUCCAAUCAAUCGUGACUGCGAGUUCAUAUCCGCUUUCUAUAGUCCUUGUUGGAGUGGGUGAUGGACCGUGGGAUGACACGAAGAAGUUCGAUGACAAGAUCCCCGCCCGUGAUUUUGAUAAUUUUCAGUUUGUCAAUUUCACCAGUAUUAUGUUGAGAAGUGGAACGCAAUCCGAGAAGGAAGCUUCAUUUGCUCUUGCUGCUCUCAUGGAGAUCCCAUUUCAGUAUAAAGCAGUCACGGAACUCCGCAUUCUUGGCCGUGUUACGGGGAAAGCUAAGAGGAUAAAUCCACGCCCUCCUCCUGUUCCUCACCGUCCACAAACCGUCCUUACUCGUGAACCAAGCAACCCUUCAGCCACCACAGCAGACGAUCAGAACCAGGCCUGUCCUAUUUGCCUGACAAAUCGCAAGGACAUGGCAUUUGGCUGCGGUCACAUGGUGAGCUGCUCGAAAUUUUCCUCCCACUUUACUUGUAGGGAGUGCGGACCAAGGGUGCGGAACUGUCCUAUAUGCCGCCUGCCAAUCAGCAGUCGCAUGCGGUUGUAUACAUAAGAACAGAUUGUAGAACCUAUAUAUAUCAGAAUAUUGUUAACAUUCUUCUGGGUGUAGAAAAUCACCAUACGAUUGUAAAGCUUGAUUCCCGAGACUCAUAGUACUAGAGUUUCGUUGCUUUUGCCAUUGGUAUAGACACUGGUUGUACCUGACGACCUUAAUUACUCUCUUUGGCUGUUGCCUUCUGUGUUAGCAGCAAUAUUAUUUUUUUACUUGAGCCCA